Messenger RNA from Elaeis guineensis (African oil palm), 796 nucleotides. RefSeq names its product probable calcium-binding protein CML18. NCBI's taxonomy places the organism in Eukaryota, Viridiplantae, Streptophyta, Magnoliopsida, Arecales, Arecaceae. The record is from RefSeq and is a predicted model, not a curated record. Gene Ontology annotation, molecular function: calcium ion binding.
UGAAGCCAAAACUUCUCUUUGCCGCUAGUCCACUCCACCCCCCUCUUGCUCUUCCAACGCAAACAGAAUACGAAGCUCGCCAUGGCGGAACCACAGGAAUCGAAGAAGACCCCGGAGCUGGUCUCCAUGAACGACGUCGAACGGGUCUUCAUGCGCUACGACGCCAACGGCGACGGCAAGAUCUCGGCGUCGGAGCUAGCCGAGGUGAUGCGCGCCCUCAGAUCCGAGGUCUCGGACGAGGAGCUCAAAGCCAUGAUGGCAGAGCUCGACACCGACGGCGACGGCUUCGUGGAUCUGAAGGAGUUCGCCGCGUUCCACUGCGGGCUGGGCGGCGCCGCCCGAGGCGGCGGAGGGGAGGGGGAGCUUAGGGACGCCUUCGAGAUGUACGAUCUGGACAAGAACGGUCUGAUCUCGGCGAAGGAGCUUCAUCUGGUGCUGAAGAGAUUGGGCGAGAAGUGCUCCGUUCAGGACUGCUCCCGGAUGAUCCGGUCCGUCGAUUCGGAUGGCGAUGGUAGCGUGAACUUCGAGGAGUUCAAGGAGAUGAUGGUCAACGGCGAGAGGAAGAAGGCAUCUGACGGCGAUCCAUCUCCGUUGCCGUCGCCGUCCUCUAAUUGAUGUGGGAUACAGUUCAUGCUUAGACGUUCUUUAGAUGGAGACAAAGGGCUUGAUUAUUCUGUCAAAUGUCUCAUCUCAUUUGAGAUGUCUUUAUAGCUUGUGACUUGUAGUGUGUUCUGGGAUGCGUCUAAGAAUUAACUGGUUGAUUACUGGAAUAAGCAUGCUUCUUCUUCUUCUUCUU